UUUAUUUCUCUCUCUCCUUAGCUGGGGUCGUUGGCCUGAAAUUCUCGAGCUAGGCCAAUUUAAACGUGGUUGGCGCGAAAUGGACGUUGCAGACUGCGCCCGAAUAAUUUUACUCUAUUGCCUACAAGUUUAUAAGGGUGAUGAGAAAAUCAAGAAUUUCAUUUGGGAUCUGAUAACACCGACUGAAGAUGGUGAAGUACAGAAGAUCAGCAGGGAUCAUAGUGGCCUACAUAAUUUGGUGCCACGAGGUAGGAAUGCAAAAGGUAUGGUAAAAAGAUACAAACACGUAUUCUUAACUGCACGGACGUAGUUAAUGCGCGCACGAACGCUCGAAUCAUUAUAAAUUUAGCAAAAACAAAAACAUGUGCUUAUAUAUCUGCACACACGCUGAAGUGGACUUCGCCUAAAUUUUUCUAACAGUUGGAAAAGCAAUAUUUGUUUUUGAUGCAAAGGAAAACGAUGUUUACAUUCUAAUCUAUUUUACUGAAGAAGCACAAUGAUUGAUAACAUACUGCAUGUUUCCUUCGCAAUUUUAGUAGUGAUUGGCGAAAACGACCGAUUCAACGAAUGCACCCAGCAAUGCAACAUUUUCGCGUUUAACGACAAUGUAAAUUGACUGUAUGUGUAUGCUAUUUACUAACGUCGGUAAUUUUACCCUAGGACUCGAGUUACUUAAACUGUUCGAUAUAAAUGAAAGAUGUUCGUGGCUGGUUUCCUUACUUUCUAUUAUGUAAUUGUAGAUUAUUGUUAUCUAAAUACUACCGUAUGUUUACAUACAUAUAGUCGUUUAAAGUACAAAACCGCGUAUCAAGAAAAUGCAAAACCUCGUAUGUGAGGUUGCCAAAAUUUUAUAGGAGAGAGUGAAACUUGUCUUAUUUCAAAACAGUUCUCUCUUUUAUGCCCUUUUAUAUCUUCCGCUUAUGUCUAAGUAUCGAUAUUUUAGUAUGAAUGGAUAAGGGCUUGAUACCAGGAGCUUCCGGUGAGCAAAUAUCGUUUUAGGCACAGAUGACAAGUUACGACGUUUUGCAGAACCACGAUACGCGGUUUUGUACUUUAAUCAACGAUAUGUGUAUGGUUUUAGUGUAUAAGUAGAUUGUAUCCGUAUAUGUAAUACUUCUAUAUUGGCAGUAAGAGCUGGUACCGUCCGAAAACAUUACAGUAGAGAUAUAUCAAUAAAC
This is a messenger RNA of Rhagoletis pomonella (apple maggot), 1178 nucleotides long. RefSeq names its product chromodomain-helicase-DNA-binding protein 8-like. The transcript is spliced from 2 exons. Bases 80 to 310 code for a protein of 76 amino acids. The record is from RefSeq and is a predicted model, not a curated record. NCBI's taxonomy places the organism in Eukaryota, Metazoa, Arthropoda, Insecta, Diptera, Tephritidae.